Molecule: messenger RNA, 4521 nt
Organism: Amoebophrya sp. A120
Lineage: Eukaryota; Dinophyceae; Syndiniales; Amoebophryaceae
Source: the annotation of a GenBank genome assembly
CCAGAAGAAGGCUCCUCGACUCGAUUUGUGGUAUUUUGGGCCGAUUGCAUUUAUUUCAAUCAUUUGAUUUGUUUAUCCAUGAGCUGCUUUCCUAACGCUAAGUGACUUCUAUCCACUUUUAGGAGCUGCGUCGAGUCUACAAAUGUUUUCCGUUCGUUAUACGCCAGUGACGCAGUCAGGACGUAGCUCAGAUCGCCCAAUAAAAAGCCUAUGUUCGGUCUCUGGCCCCACGAUGUCGCGGAGCGCCCACCCUCCAGAUCCAGCAAUGGCGGCUCCAGCUCCUCCUCAGCACCCUCUUCUCAAUCACCAACCGCCUUCACGACCAAGUUUCCCAGCGGCGCGCAAGAGGCAUCGGCUGCAAAAAUCCGGGAGUGGUGCACCAGCAACCUCUGUUUGUUCGGCCAAACAUUUUUGUCCGGGCCGGCAGCGUCGUUUUCCGCGAUCAUUUUACAGCCACUCAACUGCAGCAAACAAGAGCUGCAAGCCGCUUUCAAGCACUUCUUCACACAAGCGGCAAAAAGCAUCCAAUUCUGGAUGCAGGAGCAGCCGAACUUGGCCCACCUCUUCGGGUUUUCCUUCCUGGGCCUCUCCGGUUUGUUCUUCUACCUAGCGAGGCGAAAACGCCGAGACGCUUUGGCGUUGGCGAACGAUGAGGAGUUACCCUUCACGCCACUGACAGAUAUCGAACAGAUGCUGCGGGCGGUGAGCGUUUGCCAAGGAGGACAAGAAGAAUCAGCUGCACGAGGACCAGUAGGUGCAAGCACAGCUGCGGGGGUAGUAUCAGCAAAAACAAGUCUUGGACCACAAACAAAAACAUCUUCAACCUCUUCCUCCUCGCCGAUCAUCGUGAAAGUGCGCGGUAAACUCCGCCUACCCCACGGCUUCUCCUACCUUCGGGCGCCGCACACGAACAAGGUCUGCAUCCUGUACGAGUCGGUCUGGACGUUUCCCUUCGCGUGUUUCUGCGGAACGGCGCACCUUCCGCAGCUAGUACCAGCUGGGUUGCGGUCGUGGUCAUUCUCGCCAAUGCAGAGUUCAGCCUAUCGCUUCAAAAGCUCGUUCUCGCUGGCGAAUUUGAGACGGGGUCUAGGCGACAGCUGGCGGAAUGGCUUUGCCCCUCUGCUCAGGACGAGAAGUUGUAGGAGCAGGGCUGCUUCAUCGGGAGUGGAUGAUGCUGCUUCGUCUGCUUCCCAACAGCAGGACGACGCUGGUUACGUCUCUGUCAACAAUUCCAUUGAGGAAUUCUCCCCACUCGAUGACUCCUGCUCCGCGUCAAUAGGGACAGCCGUAGGAACAGCAGGCCACCUUGCGGAAGCUUUUCCACGACCCUCUGAAGGUUCUCGUGCACCGUCUUCCCGAUCAGGAGGACAAACCAGCAAAACAACGACCUGCAAGUCUACUUCGAACAACUCCCAGAAGUCCAGCAGCGGCUCCCUCCUACCGAUUUUCGUCCGCGAGAGGGCGUGUUUGAAAUUUCAAGACGACACCACCACUUUUGGUCCCUUCGGCGCUGCAUGCGAGUUGGUGCCGUGUGAAGGUGGUAGAGAACAAGGGGCAGAAGAGUUUGGUACCCCUGAGGAUAGCACUUGUUCUACUACACUUGGAACACCAGGAGGUGGGCACCAGCAACAACAUUUUCAUCAACCAACCAAAAUCCUAAUCCACCAUUCCAUGCUGGACCGGUUCAGUAGUCUCCGUUUGGACAGCGUCAAGCCGAGUUUUGCCUCCUACAAGGACAUAUCAAAUGUAAAAAUGUCUGGUUCUGGAAGAAUGCAACUUGUGAUGCUGCAUUUGGAUUCCAAAAAAAUCUGUAUUGCAUGACUACCAAAGGAAAUGCAAUUUUUGCUACGCUGAGAAGGCAUUUGUCAUGCGAAAUACGCAUCAGGAAGCCCUCAAAAAAUCUGUAUUGCUCGGGUAUGCAUCACAGACAUCAUGGCUCAUGCAAAACGUGCAUGACAAGUGUCAGAACCUUCCAGACCCAGACAUUUUUACAGUUGAUAGGACACUUUCCUCCAGCACCAAGCGUCUGUGCAAGCGAGCGACCGGAACCUCGCGCGCCAGGCGUCGAAGUCGAAGAUUCGGGUGGCAGCAAGGAAGUUUUUCAAAAACCUCUUCCCGUUGGUCUAUGACAACUGGAAGUAUUUCACCGUGCAGCUGCCUAUGGAUUGCAAAUGUCUGUGUCUGGAAACAUGGCACUUGUAAUGCUGGCCCUACAUUCCUGUAAAAUCUGUAUUGCAUGACUGGCAAAAGACGCCCUCUUUUGUCAUACAGAAGCGCAGGCUCUCAUGCGGACUGCGCAUGACAAAGUGUUCGUCAAACUUGUCAAGCUUGGCUGCAUUGGGAAGUAUUUCAGUCAUCCACUGUUCAGCAUCACAACCUUCCAGACCCAGGCAUAUUUGCACUUGAUACUGCCGUUUGACCUGCAACUGAAGUCCGAGAGGAUCUUGAAGCCCGACUCCGAAGUGGUCGUGAUGGCGGAAGCAAGGUUUUUGAGCACGACAGUGGAUGAAAUUUUCGAUAGUCGUGGCAAAACUAGAACAUCGUCAGCAAGAACAGCACCGCGACCUGCCUCAUCUUCCGCACCAGCAUCAAACUCGUCGUCCUCACCGAAGUCCAGUACGACUAUGAUUCUCCUCACCCCCCCAUCGUCAAACAGUGCGAUGCAUGCGGUGACGUCUCUUCUGACGAACCUCCCCGCGAAGGAGCUAGCGGAGGUGUGGAAGAGCCUGUCUCUGAAGUAUUUAGCGCUCGGUGUCGCGAAUUACGUUUUCGGGUUUUCCAUUCUUGCAACGAGACACCUGUCGCUGUACGGCCAGUCCAAGUGGCUGGACAUUGUGAAGUGGCUGCUUUGUCAAUCUUCCGCGGCCGGGUUUCUCAUUUACUGGCUCCGGGAGGAGGAGUUGCGGAGGCAGGAACACAAAUUUUCGCUGUUCCGGGCGGCAUUCGGCGGAGGGAGCAAGAGUAGUGCGAGUAACCGGUCUGCUGGUGCAUCGAACCCGAACCUGGCUGGACUAGAAGUGGGGUUGGGAGAUGAUGAUCAUUUGUCCGCCGGGUUGGUGCCAGGAGAGGGGACAACUCCUGCCGUUGGUAUAAGCAGCCUGCGCCAGUCUUCGACAACAGCAGUGCCAGCCGGAGGAAUUAUGUUGAACAAAAACAGCACCAGUAAAACCAGCACAAGAAGCGCUUUAUCUUCUAGUACAGUGAAUGGCUUCAACGUGAUGUCUUCCUCUGCUCAUUCUUCAAAGACAACAGCUGCAGCAUCAAGCAUAGCAGGAGCUGCAGGAGGUUGUGCAACUUCCACCACAACCCUUCCCAGCCCCUUGACCCCACGAGCUGCUGGCAUUCUGUCUCACCAGCAAGAGCACGGGCUUGACACAGGAGGACCGGACGAUAUGUUCUAUGUCCGGCACAACCACGGGAUGACUACAUCCGCAAACGGUAGUAAUGUUCCCACUUCUUCUACCUGGCACCAACAUCAACACAAGAGCAACUAUCACACGUCGACAUCCUCGUCCUCGGCGCGCCGAAAGUUGAGUAGUUUAUCCACCGUCAGUGAUAAAAACAAUGUAAUCGUGAUCACAAAGGAUACACUCGCCGCGAGCAGUAGGGGUUGUAACAGGUACUUUGAAGAGGAUCAGAGAGAACAGAGUAGAAGCACACACAAAACAAGUAGUAAAACGACGAGCGGCCAGCGCGUCGAUGAGGAUCAAGACCCAGACGACGAUCUGCUUUCCUACGACGACGCUCUGUCUUUGAACGGCGGCGGAGGAGCUGCAACGUCAAAUUCGGUCGGAGCCUCAGCUGCCUUCGAGGACGCGCAAUCGCUGGGGUCCUUGUCUGCGGGCGAGGAUCAGUUUUUUGACGCGAGAUCAACCAGCACGUUGAUGUCGACUGGGAGCGGCCAUGGCGGCCAGCACUUGCACAGUAGCGGCAGAGCACAAGCACCGAGUCUAGGAGUGGCAUCAUCAAGCGUUAGUGCAGCGGCCUCAAGGAAAGAACAAAUACCAGAAGCAGCGGUGCCGGCGUUUUCGUAUCUGCGGUAGUGGCGGUCGCGGUACUAGCGGUUGCAGUACUACAAAACAUGUGCAAGUACUACAGUUGCGGCAGAUAUUUUUCCCUGAGCUGGUGGUCCCCACACUUACACUUGAAGUAAUAAGUAAAUUGAAGAAAAAUAAAGCAUCAACGUACUCGUACAUCUUCAAAAUCUUUCUGACAGUUCUUAUGUGGAGUAAAUGUGAUUACAUAUUUUCCUUCUUCCUGUCGCAAGACUGGCGCUUGGCAGCCACGAUAAACGACUUACAUCCUUGCAGACGAUGUUGACGGCAGAAAAAUGUUGUCGAUCCACAAUUAAAACAAGACGACUUUUGUCCACAGUAAGGAUCAAUGAGCAGUUAAACUCCUUCCUAAAGACUUUCGGUCGACCUUGGUAAGUAGAACUGCCAGCUUGCUUCUUGGAGCGAGAAGAUAAAUCAAGCAAGGCGAUACCAACAUGUCAUGGAUAUUUUAGAAGGGGACCGCAAG